Molecule: messenger RNA, 399 nt
Organism: Parnassius mnemosyne (clouded apollo)
Lineage: Eukaryota; Metazoa; Arthropoda; Insecta; Lepidoptera; Papilionidae
Source: the annotation of a GenBank genome assembly
AUGUACUACUGUUACGGCGCAGCCCGAGGAAGCGCCCGAGCAGCUGCUAGGAUGUACCGUGAGCAACUGAUUAGAAGAGAUGGCCCACAACCUGAGGUAUACCCUGACUACCGUGUUUAUUUACGUGUACAAAACGCGUACAUGGAAGGUCACAUACCCGGUUCUUCUCGGCCCGAAGGAGUUCCGAGAAUCGACCCAGAUCAAAUCGAACAAAUCUUGGGAGAACUACAAAGAGAUCCGUCGACAAGUACGAGAGCAAUUGGCCGUCGCACAGGCCUAUCUCACAUGUCUGUGCACAGAAUUCUGCAAGCAGAGGGAGUGCACCCUUACCACGUGAAAAAGUUCAAGAUUUACUACCUGCGGACUAUGCAUGACGAGUGGCCUUUUGUCAAGACAUGA